AUGCUGGAGCCCCCUCUGCUGGUGCUUGAGGUAGUGCUCGACAUCGGCCAGCGACGGAUCAUUGCGGGGUUUGCCGGUGAUCUGUACCCGCUUACGGUCCCCUACCGACCACAGUUAUUAGCGAGAGUGGCCGAUUCCUCACUGGGCCUAGCAUUACUUGGUCUUGAUGAUGCCGCCUUAACCUGCGACGAACGGGCGCAAAUCGUCGACAACUUGCUUCCAGAAAAUCAACAGAUACUCAAGAAGUACCAACUGGACGUGGGAGUCCAUUGGCUUGCUGAAAAUGACCGAGAACAAUUGCUCCAGUGGCUCACCCAAGUGUUUUGUUAUGAGGUCAUGGUGACGCCUCGCCAUUGUCGAGUGAUCUUACUUGAUUCAGGGUUUUCCAUGCCAAUGAAGACGAUGAUUGUUUCUAUAUUGCUCAAUUCCAUUGGCGUCAAAGCUGUGGAGUGGCUUCCCUCUCCAGUAAUGACAGCAGUGGCUCUGGGAGUGACGGAGGCGAUUGUGUUGAACUUUGGCUGGCACCACGUGUCUUUGACAGUGGUAAGUGACUUGAGAGACGUGACGCCGCUAUUGAUAAAUAGAGGUGAGGCCCGGAUUUCUCCUAGUUUGACUCGACUUGCACUUCACUACCAUGUGUGGCAAUCUCACCCAGAUGAAUCCUUUGACGCUAUUGAACGCAUGAUAACAGCUGGUGAGGUAGACAAUACAUGGGAUUUUAGCUCGGUCAGUGAUAUUAUAACGCAGACGGUGGCUAAGCUUGCCAUCGAUACUCGACCACAAGUGUUGGCCAAUGUGAUGGUAAUGGGGGAGAUGGUCGAAGUGCCCGGGUUUGUGGCUGCUCUUUCUGAUUAUAUCACACCUAGGGUUCCAGGAUUGACUCCUCGAGGAACAUUGGGGCUGUGGCGUGGGGCAUCACUUUACGUGUCUAACGUGCUCUCUCGGUACCCGCGACCAAUGGCGAUUACCAAGGAAACUUAUGCUCGUUGGGCUGCCACUGGCUAA
Diutina rugosa is the source of this 1005-nucleotide messenger RNA. RefSeq lists its product as uncharacterized. The transcript has a single exon. The record is from RefSeq and is a predicted model, not a curated record. Bases 1 to 1005 code for a protein of 334 amino acids. NCBI's taxonomy places the organism in Eukaryota, Fungi, Ascomycota, Pichiomycetes, Serinales, Debaryomycetaceae.